UGUCUGCUUAGUGGCUGCUGCUAUGGUGCGUGGAGCAUCGAGACGUUAGUGGUCAUAUUAACGUCCCGGUUUAGACUUAACGGCGAGACAGAGUCGCGGAAGUAAACAUAAAAGGAAAUAAGCAUUGGAGAAUAUGAACAAAGUGGACGCACCAUGUCGACCCGCCGCCUCUCUGAAAUUCACUAUUGACAACAUCCUCAAUCUCAAGACAAGCGGGAGGAACUGUGACAGUUGUCACCCCGCCGGACUGCAGGAUGACUCGGCCACGGCGAUGCGUAAAGACGGUUUCCAGAGCCACCACGAGGAGCACGUAGUCCAGCAGCGACAGGACCCGGGCAGCAGGCUCAACGAGAGAGAGUUGAUCACAGACUGCAACGGAGCAACGGAAUCUGUCAUCAUCAGCCGCGGAGACCCGAAGAAGGCGAGGGAGGUGCGCUUCGAAAGCGGGGACAGCAGCUGCGACGACAGCAGCUCCACUACCACGGCCACGGACACCCACAAAGGAGGCAACCCUGCCAAGAAGAGCAAAAUAAUAACGAAAAAGAAAACGCGCACUAUUUUUUCCAAGAGACAGAUUUUCCAGUUGGAGUCUACCUUCGACAUGAAACGCUAUCUGAGCAGCGCAGAGCGCGCCUGCCUCGCCAGUUCCCUCCAGCUUACGGAGACCCAGGUGAAAAUAUGGUUUCAGAACCGCAGGAAUAAAUUGAAACGGCAAAUAUCGACCGAAAUCGACGGACCUGUUAACGAUUUCCCCGAGACUGGAAAGCCCGUGGUGGUGGGGCAGCUCCCGGCCUUGUACAAAGAGAGCAACCUGCUGGGGAGAUGCCUGCUGCCCAUGCCUCUGCCCGUUGUAUACCCGGGGAGUAGCACGCCUUACCUCUGCUUCUCAAACGCCAGCAAGUACUUCAGCCUGUAUGACGGGGACGUAUGAUGGUGAUAUUAAUUCCCCACGUGAAAGAGACACUUUUUGGUGGUCUGUUGCCAAGUUUUCAAGCAUUUACGGUGUUUAGAUGGUGGGCCGGACCUGCGGCCUUACUGUUUAUGAACACUCCAAGUAAAACGGCAGAGGAGUAGCCUACAUAUCACUUCAAAAUAAGAUGAUUCGGUAUUAUUUAUUUUUCUGUCAAAGCUGUGGGUUUUGUAUAGGCCCAACAAUAAACAUGAUAAAGCAACACAUAGCCGUUUUUAGGAAAUAGCAGGCUAAGCUAAUGAUAGCCCGAGGGAGGCCUAAACAGUAUAAAUCCCAACAUUUUAUUGUUUACAUGACAUGGCAUUAUUAUUCUAAUUAUUAUUACCAUCAUUAUUGUUAUCGACAACAGCAUUUCCAGCAGCCUACGCCACCAAAGAAAUUACUAUAGCCUAGCUAUUUGCAUGCAUUUCCUGUAUCAUAAUGAAUUUUGAAUUACUGAAAUUAUCUAUGUAUUUAAAUGAAUGUAAUUAACAUUUUAUUCUAUGUUUCACGCAUGUCUAUUUUUUUUUCUUGAGUAUCCUACUAUUCUUACUUUAUUCCACAUUUGCCUAUAGGCUCAUUACACCAUUUACUGAAACUGCAAUUAAAACAUCUUCAUUCAAGAAAUACUUUUACAGAAUUGAUUUACUAUUUUGAACUGAAUUUUUUGUGUUUCAGGUUUACCAAAACAUGGAAUUGAAUUUAAGGAGGUUAAAAUGUGCUCAGUUAGUGUAUUAAACUGUGGUUUUAACUGUACCUUUGUAAUUCUAGCAUAAAGUGCCACAUAGAUCAUAUUGGUAAAACACUUUAUGAGAAAACUUACUGAUUGAACACAUUGAAUAUCUACCGUGCAAAAAGUUGCAAAAUAUUAAAUCAAAGCAAAAACGUAAACACUUGGUGCCAGUUGAAGGCCCCUUAAUAUAAACAUACAUAAGACACAAUGCUUGCUAAUCAAGUAGGCCCUAAAUUGCUUGUGGUCACACGUUCUUGUCUUGUUUCCAGCAAAAACUCCACCUCAGCAUGUUUAAACCACUGCAUAUUGUGUGUUUUAAGUUGGUACACAUUAUGCAAAACAUGCAUAAAUUC
Epinephelus lanceolatus (giant grouper) is the source of this 2035-nucleotide messenger RNA. It is a transcript of the gene hmx4, whose product is annotated as H6 family homeobox 4. The record is from RefSeq and is a predicted model, not a curated record. Gene Ontology annotation, molecular function: DNA-binding transcription factor activity, RNA polymerase II-specific; RNA polymerase II transcription regulatory region sequence-specific DNA binding. Gene Ontology annotation, cellular component: nucleus. Gene Ontology annotation, biological process: regulation of transcription by RNA polymerase II. NCBI's taxonomy places the organism in Eukaryota, Metazoa, Chordata, Actinopteri, Perciformes, Serranidae.